AUGCCGCGACAGCGAAUCCGGGGCCCAGCUAUCCGCCGAGAGGAUCGCCGUCGAAGGCAACUGAAUGAAGCAGAUGAUCUAGCAGCUCUUCGACGCCUGGAAGAUUCUAUGAACCAAGCCGACCAAGACUCUCGACCCAUCCCCCCUCACCAAGACGAAUUAUUUAACCACCGCAAUGAUACCUUUGAAGAUUGCAAUGAAGAACUCAAUCUUCAACCAGGACUUGAAGACGAUGCAGAUGACAGUGAAGAUGGUCAGUGGCAAACCUGGGUCACUUUGGACAAAGAGGAACCUGAUGCUAUAGAUCUCAUGGUCCAAGCUAGCAACGAGAGACACCGACAGCGAGCUAGGGAAUUCAACUGGAAGUCACUCCUUGAUUACCUCCACCCGGCAUAUAUGGUUCAAAAAUUCAAGACAUCUAAUUGA
Molecule: messenger RNA, 426 nt
Organism: Puccinia triticina
Lineage: Eukaryota; Fungi; Basidiomycota; Pucciniomycetes; Pucciniales; Pucciniaceae
Exons: 1
Coding region: 1-426 (141 amino acids)
Source: RefSeq, a predicted model, not a curated record